Molecule: messenger RNA, 2436 nt
Organism: Ruditapes philippinarum (Manila clam)
Lineage: Eukaryota; Metazoa; Mollusca; Bivalvia; Venerida; Veneridae
Product: surfeit locus protein 1-like
Exons: 9
Coding region: 120-1025 (301 amino acids)
Biological process (GO): mitochondrial respiratory chain complex IV assembly
Cellular component (GO): mitochondrion; membrane
Source: RefSeq, a predicted model, not a curated record
UUUCUAUUGGUUGCUUUUCACAUUUGAACCAAUCAAUGACCACGAUACUUAAAACGAAUUGUCACACCGGUGUCGAAGUAUAUUUCUGCUGAUGCAAUUCCUACCAAGAGUGAACCGAAAUGAUGCAAAGAGUUUACACACAUUUGCUACGGCAUUCAAGAACACAAAGAUGUCCAUGUCGAUCAGUCACUUCUCAGGUACCUAGGACUUCGCCAUUAAAGAAGCCUUUCUGGAAAGAUGCCAACAAUUAUUUAUUGAUAUGUCCAAUAACAUGUGUAGGUUUAGCAAUCUGGCAAGUGAAAAGAAAAGAAUGGAAAGAAAAUUUGAUAGACACUAUCAAAGAACGAUAUGAAAUGGAUCCAAUACAGUUACCCAAAGAUUUGUCAACAGUAAAAGAUUUUGAUUUGUACCCAGUGAAAGUUAGAGGACAUUUUGAUUAUGCAAAUGAAGUGUAUAUAGGUCCACGUUCAGAUACCCCCGAAAGAAGACACCAAACACUAGGGGGUAAAGUCUCAGGGGUUUAUGUGAUCACACCUUUCAAACUUGCAGACAGGGAUGAAAGCAUAUUGGUUAACAGAGGCUGGAUUGAAAAUGAUUAUUUUGCCCUCGAGGAGAAUAGGAAAAAUGCACAGGUUCAUGGUGAACAAGAAAUUGUAGGAAUCCUCAGAAAAGAUCAAGAUACAUCAUCCUACUUCUGGAAGUUUCUAUUGGAUUUUGAAAAACCAGAGAAGAAAGCUGACUGUGAUGUGUAUUAUGUGAGAAAAAUUGAACAACUGGCACAGAGAUGUGGAACUGCACCAGUUUACAUUGAUUCUAAAACAGGGAGGAAGUCAUUUCAUGAGCCUAAGCCUAUACAAGUUGGUGUUGAAUUAAGGAAUGAGCAUUUAUCUUACAUAUUUACUUGGGCCACUUUAGCUGUUAUCACCUUUUACCUAUGGUACAAGAAAGUAAAUCCUUCAGGAAAAACAACCUCAGUAAAUGCCUUUAUCAAAAGUCAAGAAAGCAGAAGAGUUGGAGGAAAUUGAUGGAUAUAUAGAAAUAUAGAAGAAAAAAAUACCUAAUAUUCCACCAGGAAAAAAAUCAAGAAGUCUGCUGACUAGGUUGAGGUUUAACCUUUAACCUCCUGAAUUUUGUAUAAUGGAUUUGUCCAGCUUUAAAAUAAGAACAGUCCAUUAUAAGUUUAAAGUAUUUCAUUAUCAAAAAACAAUCUUGAGUUUCAAGCAGAAUACAGCUUGGUCAAACAUCAAGGGUAACCAGGCUUACCUGGCUCUAUACUGGCAAAUCACUUCCAGGUCAAGAGUGUUAAAGGUUAAAUAUUUAUACUGGAAUCCUGCUCAGUUGAUGAAAGUUUUGCAAAUAUUUCCAUGUUGUUUUUUUUAAAUAUAUUACGCUAUUAUAUAUAUUAUACUGUGCUCCUCUUAGUUCACAGUACUUUGAAACAUGAAAUAAAAUAACAAAUGUAACUUUUGGUAAAAAAUUGUCAGACGCUGUAACAUAUAGGUAUUUUCUGCUGCAUGGCACAAGGAAACAACAAUAUAUUUAGUCAAAAUCAGUUUUAAUGGGCCAGACGUAGAUCAUAUGUCGGCCAUUUUUAAAACAGAAUGUCAUCAUAUAAAUCGCGGUAAUGGUGUUACACUUCAGUUUUUUCAUGUUUCAGUUAAAAUUUCUAAAUGUUAUUUUGUUUACUUUUCAAUAUUAAACUAUCUUUAUAAUGUAACUCAAAAUUUAUUUUUUCAACAAAGAAGAGCAUUAAGAUACUGAUGAUUGUUUCAGACGUAUGCACAAAUUUAAUGGACUAUUGUUGCUUUGGGCAGAAAUUUGUAAACUGUUGUUAUAUUUUAUGCAAAAAUCUAGAUAUGUAAACAAGUUUGCACAAAAACUUUGUUGUUUAGGUGUAUGAAUAAAAUAUGUCAAUUCUGACUAAUUUUAACACGGGUGACAUGAAAAUAUGCCAUUACCGUGAAAUAAAUGAUGACACGGAAUUGGUGAUGUUUAGUAUAUAUGUUAUUGAUAUAUGUGAAGAAACUGAUAAUUUCAAAACAGUCUUUUUUUGAAAUGUAAAUAAAACAUGUUUUGAAUACACACAGAGAAAAAUAUGUUAAGUUUUAUACUGUAAACAAAACAUGUAAUCACGGUAUGAUUACACAUUGUCAUUAAAAAAACUUUCAGUUUUUAUAAGAAUAGAUCAAAUUGAUUUGAAAUGCAGAUUCCAAAACAUAGUUAUACAUAUUUACAAACGUCUCCGUGGUCGAGGGGUUAGAGUCGAUGACUUUUAAUCCAGUUACCUCUCUGGCGUGGGUUCGAUCCCCGGGAGAUGCCUUGGUAGUUUAGCGCGGAGGAAUGUAGUCUAGUACUGGUGUAACUCUCCAGGAACGAUGGUUAGGAAACUACCCGCCUAUAUGACUGAAAUACUGUUGGGAAAAGGCGUAAACAUGA